AUGGCUGGACGCGCUACCGGCAUCCGUCUGCCACAGAGCCUCGCAGAGCAAAUUGGUGCUGCCGAAGAUCGCAAUAGAGGCAGGCCGGGUCGUAAACCUCAAACCUCCCGCAAGGAUGCGCGCAAGCAGGCACGCGUAGAGAAGAAGCAGCGGAAGGCUUCACACUCUAGACAUCCCCAUCAUCUUGUAACUCCUCCCUCGGCCAGUAAUGCUGGCAAACGUAUCGCAGAGAAUGACCAUCCAGAGUCGCCACAACGGAAGAAAGCAAAGCUAUCGGACUCCGCACAACCUACGAAACACACACUCCAGGCCGCUUCAUUGUCUAAAGAUAACAAAACAACCGUUUCUUCCAAGAGCAAAAGCUCACCGGCUCGACCAAAAACUGCUUUGGAGAAGCUUGCGGCCCGAGCAGACCCUGUGUCUGUAUCGAGGUCCCAAGCCGAGAAGGAUGAUGAUGCGUAUAUCUCGUAUCUAGAGUCCAUGCUCGGAGGAGCUGGAGGUGGGAACAAAAACGGAAAGCAGAAGUCAAAAAGCUUCAAGGAUGAGUUCGACGAUGAUGGUUUGGGAGACCUCCUUACGGACCUGGAUAAUAUCGGUGCACCAACAUCUCAGCCCAUCCCUAAGUUCAGCAACCCAAGUGAAGAGUUAGAGCUAGAGAAGGCAUCGGUAGAUGAGCAGGACGAUAGCGAGAGCGAACAUGCUGAUGAAGAUGGGGAGGACGAAGAGCACAAUUGGAAGGGCCACGAUUCAUCUGCAGAGUCGGACAAUAGCAGUGAUGACGAGGAGGCUCCUAAACUGUUACCUGCUCCAUCAUCGUCAACUUCAGAACCAGUCCCUCCUUCACGUUAUAUACCUCCACACCUUCGCAAUAGAAUCCAGGACAGCGACAACUCGGAGGAUAUGGUCAAGUUGACGAGACAAUUCAAGGGCUUGCUGAACAGGAUGAGUGAACAGAAUAUUUCGACCAUUCUCGAUGACAUCGAGGAAGCCUAUAGAAAACACCGACGCCACGACAUCACUUCUUGUCUGACCACCUUGAUCAUCGAUGGAAUCUCUUCGCACUCUAUUCUUCUGGACUCGUAUGUCGUUCUACAUGCUGCAUUGGUAUCAAGCCUCCACAGGAUUGUUGGCGUUGAGUUCGGCGCGUCGUUCGUUCAAACGGUUGUCGCCACCUACGAAAAGCAUUAUGCCACUCUGCAGUCUCCGUCGGACAGUCAAGAUGAGCAAACAGAGGUCGAGGAGACCCGGGGAAAAGAGUGCUCAAACUUGAUCGUUCUGCUCUCCGAGCUAUAUAACUUCCAAGUGAUAUCUUGCGUGCUCAUUUACGACAUCAUCCGGAGUCUCUUGAACGACUUGAACGAGUUCAACGUCGAGUUGUUGCUCAAAUUAUUACGCAAUUCUGGCCAACAGCUCCGACAGGAUGAUCCAUCUGCACUGAAGGAUAUAAUCCAAAUAGUACAGAACAAGGUGGCCCAAAACCCAGCAUCGUCGAGUUCCAGGACUCGAUUCAUGAUCGAGACUCUCGUCAAUCUAAAAAACAACAAGUCGAAACGUGCCGCUACUCAACAUGCCGGCGGAGAUGCUGUAGAACGCUUGAAAAAGUUCCUCUCUGGUCUCGCUAAGAAACGCCAUCUGAUGGCCCACGAUCCCCUUCGCGUAUCACUAGCAGAUCUACACUCUGCGGAAAGCAGGGGAAAGUGGUGGCUCGUUGGUGCGGCGUGGGGUGGCGAUCCUUUAGCAGAACACCAAGAAAGCACCGCGACUGCCAAAACGCAGGCCAAUAACGGCACUCAAGACGAGCAAAGCAGCCCCACCGUCGUGACAGAGAACGCGCUGCUAAAAUUGGCUCGAAAGCAAGGAAUGAACACCGACAUUCGGCGGCGAAUCUUCAUGGUAUUAAUGAGCAGUGAUGAUUACAUGGACGCGUGUGAACGACUGACACAACUGGGCUUGACAGAGGUCCAGCAGCGGGAGAUCGUCCGUGUCAUUCUCCACUGCUGCGGCAAUGAGAAGGCGUAUAAUCCUUAUUACACAUUCAUCUUCCAACACCUCUGCCGAUCGUCGCACUCGUACAAAGUGACCCUGCAAUUCUGUCUCUGGGAUUUCCUUCGCGAUCUAGGUGAGACGAACGUAGGUGGGGCGGAGGUCAUCAAGAGUCUCAAGGAUGAGGAUGGCCUGGGCGGUGGGUUUGGAGUGAAGAGCGUAUCUGCGACAAGAUCAAGAAAUGUAGCCUUGGCUUAUGCGUGGCUCAUCGCCAAGGAUGCUAUCACUCUGGCCGUCUUGAAGCCUGUCGACUUUACCGUCAUCAAACCCCAGACCCAUACAUUCCUCCGAGAGUUCUUCACGGCACUCUUCCUUAGCACUCAGUCUUCACGGCCUGUUCUCAGUCUAAAACCUAAUGAAUGGCCCAAGACCAAAGACAGACGGUCGUUGGAGGAAGUAUUCAUCAAGGUGGCAAGAAUUCAGGCGCUUGCGAUGGGUCUUAUAUACUUCCUGGCUGAUGCCUUCGGAGAAGGAGCCGGACUCAGAGCAAGAGCCCUAGAGAGUGCAGGCGGGGAUCAUGAUGAAGGUGGCUUUUUGAGAUGGGCAAGUCAAAAUGCGGUCGAUACGCUGAGGACGGGCAUGGAUGUCGUUUCUUCUUUGUAGACGGAGCUGAAUUGCUACGCCG
Stereum hirsutum FP-91666 SS1 is the source of this 2668-nucleotide messenger RNA. RefSeq lists its product as uncharacterized. Bases 1 to 2646 code for a protein of 881 amino acids. The transcript is spliced from 14 exons. Gene Ontology annotation, cellular component: nucleolus. Gene Ontology annotation, biological process: ribosomal small subunit biogenesis. NCBI's taxonomy places the organism in Eukaryota, Fungi, Basidiomycota, Agaricomycetes, Russulales, Stereaceae. The record is from RefSeq and is a predicted model, not a curated record. Gene Ontology annotation, molecular function: RNA binding; protein binding.